Bactrocera oleae (olive fruit fly) is the source of this 1031-nucleotide messenger RNA. It is a transcript of the gene mRpS21, whose product is annotated as mitochondrial ribosomal protein S21. Gene Ontology annotation, biological process: translation. Lineage: Eukaryota; Metazoa; Arthropoda; Insecta; Diptera; Tephritidae. The record is from RefSeq and is a predicted model, not a curated record. Gene Ontology annotation, cellular component: ribosome. Gene Ontology annotation, molecular function: structural constituent of ribosome.
ACUUGAAGGGUCAAGAGGUGUGACCUGCAUAUCUUCAUAGUACAAGAAAAUAUUUUCCGCAUAUGAAUGAAUACAUAUGUUUCCCUUUUCCUUAGAUGAAAAUAAGACAUUUCUAGUGGAAAUGAUUAUUUUGCUUUUAGAUUCUCUUUCUUGUCUCAAUUAGUUUAGUAAACUACAAAUAUUCCCACAAGACCUCACAAAUGAAUCAAACGAAAUUAUAAAUUUGCCCAGGCAUGUUUUCGAUUAUUUUAAUUAUUGCGUCCUUACAUCACUGAAAUCGAUAUUUUUUUAGCCAGAUUGGUUCAGGUGCUCCACAUUUAUAUUGUCGGUAAAGAAGUUCAGUAAUAAAUUAAUAUUUUUAAUAAUGAAAAUUUUAUUCAUUACUUUUGUUAAUAUUCUGUUAUAUUUUUUUAAACAAAUGGGAAUGGAAAAGGUUGGUGAUAAAUUUAAACUGAUAGUAAAUGCAAGUACAAACCAAAAAACCUUAUUGGGGGUAGUUUUUGUUUAUUGAAGCAUUUCUGCUAUUGCGACCUCUAGAUGUCAAGUUUAUUCCUAAUAAGGGAUGAUUAAUCAGCUGUUUAUAUAUUAGUUGCAGCAUAUUUUCUGUGGGUGUUACAAAAUAAAUUAUUAUUGUCCAAAAACUAAAAAAAAAAUAAAAUGAAACACGCACAAUUUAUUGCUCGUACCGUAAUGGUUCAAAGGAAUAAUGUUGAAGAAGCUUGCCGCCUAUUAAAUCGUAUUUUAGGUAAAGAAGAAAUAUUUGAUCAGUACCGGCGAACACGCUUCUAUGAAAAACCAUAUCAGGUUCGUCGUCGCGUUAACUUCGAGAAGUGCAAAGCAAUCUACAAUGAAGAUAUGAAUCGAAAAAUACAAUUUGUGCUGCGCAAAAAUCGCACUGAGCCAUUCCCAGGAUGCAGUUAAUAUGCCAUUAGUAAUAAAUAGUGAAAACAAAAAUAAAUUUAAUGUGUUGUUAACAAACCAAAAAUACUUUUCAAUUGCAAUAAUAACCAAUUUAUGUGUUAGAAGUUAUA